Molecule: messenger RNA, 785 nt
Organism: Erythranthe guttata (spotted monkey flower)
Lineage: Eukaryota; Viridiplantae; Streptophyta; Magnoliopsida; Lamiales; Phrymaceae
Product: ubiquitin carboxyl-terminal hydrolase
Source: RefSeq, a predicted model, not a curated record
GAUUGCAAUGAUUUACAGGUCAGGGGCGCGAAGCACCUAGAUCCUAUUACCAGAACCAGAGGAUGGUUCCUAGGAUGCCAUCGGAGAGACAAGGUGGGGUAGAUCCUAGGUCUCUGUCCCAUGAAGAUGACAUGGAUUUAGGCUAUGAAGAUAAUCGUUCAGCGCAGACUUUCGAAAAUCUCGAGCAGAGAUUUCUUGAAGAUAUCAUGAAACUCAGCAAAGAACAAACCGAUGCAGAGGACGCCGAAAAUGUUAGGCACAGGGAGAGAAUAAACACGAUCAGCACGCAAUACGAGGAGCAGUUAUACGCCCUACGGGCCCGCCACGCGAGUCGAAGAGACGAGUUCCUAAGGAGAGAAUCUCAAGCAAGGCACGAGCAAUACCAGCAGAUUAUUGUUGAAAACGACCCUCGAAGUUUCAAUGCCAAUAAUGCCCCCGACUCAUACGGCACUCACAGAGACCGUGCUCGAUUUUCUGGCAACGGUGGUGGGGACCACCACCAGGGGUACGAGGGUAAAGUGCCUUACCCUAGGGGCCGUUCGUAUGAUACGGGUUCGCGGUACUAUUGAUUUUUAUAGACUAUUUUGUAGCAUUAGAUUUUCUACUUAAAAUCUGCUUCUUUUUUUUUUUUUUUUGAGAAAGUUAAUAUAUGUUUGUAAUGUGAUUUAUAAUUUCCAGCUAUGAAUUGUCUGUAAACCGGGUAUGAAAUUAAUUGGGCCAUGGAUUAUAUUAUCCGGGUAGGAUUCGGGUCGUUUGAUUUUGUGGUAUGGAUUAAUUUUAUUGGA